ACUUGGGCACGCAUGGCGACGCAAACGCAUGCGCAGUAACAAUUUAGGCCGGAUAUAGUUUUUUUUUUUUUUAAAGAGUAGCGUAGGUUUUGUGCUGGAACUUCUGGGGUCUGGUGGAAGUUUUUUUCCUGGGGCUGUACACCAAGGCUUGCAGGAAUCGUCGCCAUGACAUCCGCGUUGGAAAACUAUAUCAAUCGUACUGUGGCAGUAAUUACAUCAGAUGGCCGAAUGAUUGUGGUAAGAAUUCCUUUUAAAUAUAAGCUUUUCCUCAUCUCAGAUUGUUUUUUCAAAAGAAUCUAUUCUUCGGCGCUCGGAGUGGAACAAGUGGUUUUAGGAUUGUACAUUGUAAGAGGAGACAAUGUUGCUGUAAUUGGAGAAAUAGACGAAGAGACAGACUCUUCUCUUGACUUGGGGAACAUUCGAGCAGAACCUUUGAACUCAGUUGUACAUUGAAGAAAAUAAAGAUGAACAUAUACAUCAGGAUGUCAUAGAUCUCCGGUUGUACAGAACUAUUUAUAGGCUGGCAUGGCUACUUUUUACAAGUUGUAUGUAAUAAGCUGCAUAAUUUGUACUUUUUAUUUUGACAGUUUUAGUUUGAUAUGUAAAUUAAAUUGUGCAUCUUACUAAAAACAAUACUUGAUGUUUUUAAGUAUCCAGGGUACAUAUUAAA
Molecule: messenger RNA, 670 nt
Organism: Gekko japonicus
Lineage: Eukaryota; Metazoa; Chordata; Lepidosauria; Squamata; Gekkonidae
Gene: LSM8
Product: LSM8 homolog, U6 small nuclear RNA associated
Exons: 5
Coding region: 166-453 (95 amino acids)
Biological process (GO): mRNA splicing, via spliceosome
Cellular component (GO): U4/U6 x U5 tri-snRNP complex; U6 snRNP; precatalytic spliceosome
Molecular function (GO): RNA binding
Source: RefSeq, a predicted model, not a curated record